AUGUUUACAAGGAAUAAUUGGAUUAGAGGGAGCAGGGCUGGAGUAACGGCUGCGAGGCUACCAGCGUAUAGACCAGUGAAUAUUACCACCCGCCUCCAAUCAUCAACCAAAGCAAACGAGCAGCUGUUCCAUCGAUACUUUGUCAAACCAGCCAAAUACGCGGCAUACGGCUGUGGAUCUAUAGUAUUCGGCAUUUCGGCAUUUGUUGCUAUCAUUUUCGCGCACGAUGCCAUGACCUACGAAGGCUCGUACAUCGACAGAGUAAACGCCAACCCAAUCUCAAUGGCCCCACAGACAGGUGGAAAGAAGAAUCUGCCGAUAACCCAAAUUUUCAUGGACGAUGAGGAGGAUCCAGAGGCUCAGGCUAUCUCUGAGAAGCCCCACCUCGUUAUCAUCGGGAAUGGAUGGGGUGGUAUUGGUGUUUUAAAGGAAUUGGAGCACGGGGAUUACAAAGUUACAGUGAUUAGUCCCGCCAAUCACACACUCUUCACUCCACUUCUCCCCUCUGCCGCUGUCGGUACCGUUGAGAUCAGAUCCCUGGUUGAAUCUCUGCGUAAACUCGUGGCACGCGUCAGAGGCCAUUACAUUUCAGGCGCAGCUGCUGAUAUCGAUUUGAGCAACCGUCUAAUUGAAGUUCACUCUAAGCGUCCAGAUGGCUCCGUCGACCAGUUCUACGUCCCUUACGAUAAAGUCGUCAUAGCUGUCGGUGCCAACACCGCAAGCCACGGCGUGCCUGGUCUCGAGCACUGCUUCCAACUCAAGACAGUUGGUGAUGUUCUGCGAAUUAGACGUUCCAUCAUGCAGAAUCUCGAGGCUGCUGCUCUGCCUACCACUUCAGACCAGGAACGCAAACGUCUCCUCAGCUUCGUCAUCUGCGGUGGUGGUCCGACGGGCAUAGAAAUGGCUGCGGAGAUCUUUGAUGUCCUUAAUGAGGAAGUCGGUAAGUACUUCCCCAAGCUUUUGCGCAAGGAGAUUAGCGUCCACGUUAUCCAAUCGCGCGACCACAUUCUCAACACGUUCUCAGAGAAGAUCUCUGAAUAUGCCGAGAAGAAAUUUGCCAAGGAUGAAAUUAACGUCGUGCUCAAUGCGCGCGUCAGUCGCGUCGAGAAGGACAAGAUACUCUACACGCUCAAGACUGAGAAGGGCGACAAAACCGAGCACGUAAUCCCAGCCGGGUUUAUGUUGUGGUCAACGGGAUUAGGCAUGAACCCAUUCGCUAAGCGCGUCUGUGAGCAGCUCCCUAACCAGUUCCACAGCAAGGCUAUCAUCGUUGACUCGCACAUGCGCGUUAAAGGCGCGCCUCAGGGCACUGUUUAUGCUAUAGGUGACAAUGCAACCGUCGAUAACAACCUCCUCGACGCUCUUCUCGACCUCGUCGACGACUGCGAUAGAGACCAAGACGGCCGCAUCGAUUUCGAGGAGUUUGAGAUAAUGUCACAGAAACUCCGCCACAGGUUCCCGCUGGCCAAGUCGCACUUGCAGAAGAUUAAAAACAUAUUCCAGCGCUACGACAAAGAUAAGGACAACGUGCUCGAUUUGAAUGAAUUAGCCAGUCUAUUUUCGGAGAUUUCAUCCAAGAUCGUUUCCUUGCCUGCCACCGCACAGGUAGCGUCGCAGGAGGGCAAGUAUCUCGGCAAGAAGCUAUCCAAGCUGGCGUCGGCGAGAGAGAGACUUUCUGGCACAGAGAUUGUCAACCAGGCUGGAGAUUUGGAUGACGAGAUCGUCUCGGUGCCUUUCAGCUACCGCCAUCUUGGCAGCUUGGCCUAUAUCGGUAACUCGGCCGUCUUUGACUUUGGUUCACCAGAGCUGUCGUUCGCAGGCGGUCUAAUUAGUCUCUAUCUCUGGAGAUCUAUCUAUUGGUCGGAGCAGGUGUCGAAUCGUACUCGCGCUCUCGUCAUGAUCGACUGGAUCAAGAGGGGUAUAUGGGGCAGAGACCUGUCUAAGGAUCGUAAAAAGGUUCAAUGA
This is a messenger RNA of Wallemia ichthyophaga EXF-994, 1965 nucleotides long. RefSeq lists its product as uncharacterized. The record is from RefSeq and is a predicted model, not a curated record. Gene Ontology annotation, molecular function: calcium ion binding; NADH dehydrogenase activity. The transcript has 5 exons. The coding region runs from base 1 to 1965 and encodes 654 amino acids. Lineage: Eukaryota; Fungi; Basidiomycota; Wallemiomycetes; Wallemiales; Wallemiaceae.